UAAAAAAUUAUAAAAAGCAUCGGCUUGUCCGAAUGUCUGCUUUCCUCUGCUCCCGGAUUUCCGAUUCCCCUUCUCUCUCCUCCAUGGGCGAUAAUGCCGAAACCCCAACCCUAGCGGAGGACCGAUCGCCACCGCCACCGCCACCGCCACCGCUGCCGGCGUCGCGGCCGCGGUCGCGGUCGCCGUCGCCGUCGCGAGUGCCGCUCCUCCAGCCGGAGGAGACGCUCCUCGGCUGCGGUCUCCACCGCCUCCGGUCUUUCCUGGCCGUCGUCGGAUUUUACCAUCACUCCUCCCUGCUGGCCCUUGUCGUCUCCGGCUUCGCCUUCGCCCUUUUCGGCAUUGCCGGCCCCGUCGCCUCGAUCUGCCUCUCCCGCUGCUCCGACGGGAGCUGCGAGGAGUACCAGGUCGAGCGGUUCGAGAUAUGCGUCUUUGUGUCCGACGUGUCUGUGGCCGCCGUCUCCCUCAUUUGUAUCUCCAGGAAUCUGUCCAAGUAUGGCAUACGGAGGUUUCUCUUCGUGGAUCAGCAUCACGGCCGGGCCGAGAGGUUCCAGAUACAGUACUUCCACAAGAUCCAGGAUUUUUUUUGUCUGCUCCUUUGGUGGAUACUGCCAUGCCUUCUCGUGAAGACUGCCCGUGAAAUCUUUCGCUUUCUAUACAUCUUCCAUGAGUCAAUAUGGAAAUCCAUUGUGGUUUUGUUAGCUUCAAUCAUCUCAUGGACGUAUUUGAUCAUAAUUCUUUUAUCUGCUUGUCUUUUGUUCAAUUUGGUUUGCAAUUUACAAAUUAUUCACUUUGAGGACUUUAGUAAACUCUUCGAAAGAGAUGUGGAUCCUUUAGUAUAUUUGGAAGAACACGUACACCUUCAUUAUAAUCUCUCCAAGAUCAGCCAUAGAUUCCGCAUAUUUCUUCUAUUACUCUUCGUCUUUGUCACGGCAAGUCAGGUUCUGAUUCUUUUUCAGACAACAGGAUCUGGUGGGAAAGUCAAUUUCACUAAUGCUGGGGGAUUAGCUGCAUCUUCAGUUGUUCAGGUUGUUGGUGUGGUCCUUUCUUUACAUGCAGCUGCUAAAAUUUCACAUCGGGCUCAAGGCAUUGCAUCAGUAGCCAGUAAAUGGCAUGCAUUGACAACAUGCAUUUCCUGUGAUUCUUCUCAAACGAGAACUACAAACAGUUCUGCUAAUUUGGAGGUCAUUCCAGCAAAUUUAUCAUUGGCAGUUUAUUCAGAAAGCGAUUUGGAGUCAUUAGACAGUGCUGCGGUUCAAAACAAUUCUCAGUUGGUUUCUUACAUGUCCUCGUACCACAAUAGGCAAGCCCUUGUUAUGUAUUUGCAAUCCAACCCUGGCGGACUCACCAUUUAUGGAUGGACGGUUGACCGUGGAUUGAUGAGUACAAUCUUCUUGCUUGAGCUGACGUUGGUUUUAUUUGUGCUCAGCAAAACCAUCGUUUUUCCUGCCAAGUGAUUUUUGACCAUUGACAAGUUUCAUCAUACUAUUGAUGCUAGCUAUCAAUUCACAUAUACAUUUUCAGAAAGAAGAACCAUGAGAGAGAGGAUAUACAUCACACCUUCUGGAGGGGACUUAUGUUGCAGGCUGAAACAGUCAUAACAGCAAGCACAAGGCCAACUGGUUCUGUUUUUGGUUAUAAGAGAAUUGUUCACUUGCAGUCUUGCAUAAAAAGUUUCACAGCUCAUGUAUACUCCUAUCGCAUGCCUCCCUGACAACCCCUACCAUAUGAAGUACCGGUGGCCGCUGUGAGUAGUAAUCGUACCAGCUGUGCAGCAUUUUUACGCGAAAUUUGUGUUACACUAGCACUUCUUGUGUAAUAGUCUAGCUGUGGGGUAUGUCUACAACCAUAAUGCUCAGUACAGGAACAGAGUAUUUUUGGCAGCCAUAGACUUGUAAUUCAGGCCUCUUCCUCAUGUGCAUGCAUGCAAAACCGCUGGUCCAUUCUGUAAAUACAUGAUUUGUAGACCAAUUAACACUCCUUAAAAUUCAUGAAAAAAGUACUCAAUUGUCUUUG
Molecule: messenger RNA, 2013 nt
Organism: Elaeis guineensis (African oil palm)
Lineage: Eukaryota; Viridiplantae; Streptophyta; Magnoliopsida; Arecales; Arecaceae
Source: RefSeq, a predicted model, not a curated record